Tachysurus vachellii is the source of this 6233-nucleotide messenger RNA. RefSeq names its product proline rich 36b (gene prr36b). Lineage: Eukaryota; Metazoa; Chordata; Actinopteri; Siluriformes; Bagridae. Gene Ontology annotation, biological process: cortical microtubule organization. The transcript has 5 exons. The record is from RefSeq and is a predicted model, not a curated record. Gene Ontology annotation, cellular component: cortical microtubule. The coding region runs from base 282 to 5168 and encodes 1628 amino acids.
CUCUCUCCAGCCGGUUACACACUAAAACCAGGCUCCCAGAAGGAAACCCUCGGAGCUCUCAGCUACACCAUACUCCACAUUAACUCUAGUGAGUGUGUGAUCGCCCUCUUCUCCUUCUUUUGAGUCGUUUUCUAUCCUUUUUUGGUGAAAGCACGGGAUCUGUCUGGGGAAACCGGGACACGCGCGAGCGCACUUUGGGCGUAGCUGCACGAGGAAACAGCGGUUUUGAGGCUCGGUAGUUCACUGUAUCUGAUACUCGUUGGAGUUCCCUGUUUCCCAAGAUGAAGCCAGACGGGGUUGACUCAGGAGCGACAGAGCCGAUGGUCGCACUAGAUGCAGAUCCUGUGAUCCAGGCAGAGCCGCUAGGGGAAGGCCAGGAACAGGCCCCGUCUGCAUCACAGACGGACGAGAUGCAGCAAGGCGAACCGCAGACAACCGAGACACCCGCCGCCGCCACCAAGCCCAGCAAGGAUAAGCCUGCGGAUCCAAAGGCAAAAACAAAGGGUGUCACCAAAACAAAGACGUCCACCGCUGGCGCUCGUCCCAGCACCGCUCAGAGCCGCAUGACGAAUGGAGUACAGAAGCCUCCGCAAGCCAACGGCGUUGCUAAGAAGACCACCGCCAGUGCGGCUGGCGAGAAGAAGACGACCACCACAGCUUCUAAAAAGCCUGUAGGUGCUGCGGGGGCAGUGACCACCAAAACCGCCAGCAAGACCACAGAAAAGAAGCCCGUUGGGGCACCAAAGACCACCGGCACGACACAGCCAGCCAAGAAGACACCUGUCAAUGGGGACAAACCCAAACCAAAACCGACAGCAGCUUCAGCUCCCAGACCUGCUGCUACCACCAAACCCAGCACGACUUCCUCUCCCAGGACCGACAAGCCACCGGUCUCCAAGACGACCAGACCUGCCACUGGUGCGACGACUUCUCGCCCAGCUUCUGCUGCACCAAAGUCAGCUGCUCCCACCGUGUCCAAGACGUCAGCAUCCGCAUCAAAGACCACUCCAUCUGCAGCUAAAACAACCACCUCCGCUGCUAAACCGUCACCUGCUAAAGCUCCGUCUGCUAGUCGAGCUCUGACCACAUCCACACAGAGCCCUACACCCACCAAGAAAGACGCAAGCAAGCCAGCCACUUCAGCAGCGAAGAAGUCAACCGCCUCGCCACUAACUCGCCCUGCUUCUAUUAAGACCAGCAAGCCUGACACCCCGAAGGCAUCCACGCCAACAAAACCAGAGUCUGUCGCCAAGAAAACUUCUACUCCUAGCAAGCCAGCAGUGGAAGCCAAGACGGCUAAGCCUAAGGAAAGCAAACCGACGCCGUCAAAGGAAAUCAGUGCCACCCUGAAAACAUCUGGCGCCAAGAACAGCACAUCAAAGACAGCCAGCCCUAAGAAGGUAGUGGGUAGCAGCACACCCAUGCCAGUUAAACGUGGCCCCAAAGCUGCACACAAAGAGAAUGAGAAAGAGGCUGUAGCUCCUGCUGUUGAGACUUCUGCUGCAGUUGAAGCUGUGGCUGUUGCUGCUGCAGCCACAGCUGUUGCCGCCACAGCUGCUGGUACCAUUAUCGCUGUGACAGACAGUGAAUCUGAAGUCCUGCCUGAAUCCAAGCUUGAAGUUCCAGCUGAAGACAAGCUUGACGUUUUAUCUGAACCCCAGCUUGAAGUUCCAACUGAAGACAAGCUUGAAGUUCCAACUGAAGACAAGCUUGAAGUUCCAGCUGAAGACAAGCUUGACGUUUUAUCUGAACCCCAGCUUGAAGUUCCACCUGAAGACAAGCUUGAAGUUCCACCUGAAGACAAGCUUGAAGUUCCACCUGAAGACAAGCUUGAAGUUCCACCUGAAGACAAGCUUGACAUUUUAUCUGAACCCCAGCUCGAAGUUACAACAGAACCCAAGCUUGAAGAUGCACCUGAACCCAAGCUUGAAGAUGCACCUGAACCCAAGCUUGAAGUAACACCUGAACCCAAGCUUGAAGUAACACCUGAACCCAAGCUUGAAGAUGCACCUGAACCCAAGCUUGAAGAUGCAACUAAACCCAAGCUUGAAGAUGCACCUGAACCCAAGCUUGAAGUAACACCUGAACCCAAGCUUGAAGUCACAUCUGAACCCAAGCUUGAAGUAACACCUGAACCCAAGCUUGAAGUAACAUCUGAACCCAAGCUUGAAGAUAUAGUUAAAUCCAAGCUUGAAGAUGCACCUGAACUCAGUCUCAAACAUGACCCUGAACCCAAGCUUGAAGCUGCACCACAUCCAGUGGAAACCGAGUCUCGACUUGCAAUUGAAACCAAGACUGAAUAUUUGCCUGAAACUAUACCAGAACUCUUACCUGAAACCAGGACUGAACUCGAACCUGAACCAAAUUCAGACAUCCUGUUGGAAACCGAGUCUGAAUUUACAUCUGAAACCAUCACUGAACACCUUUUAGAGGCCAAGCCUGCAUGUGCAUCUGAACCCAGGUCAGACAUCCUGCUGGAAAGUGAGUACAAAUUUAUGUCUGAAACUAUGUCUGAACUCCUGCUUGAAACCAAACCUGCAAUUGUACCUGAUCCCAAAUCAGAGUUCCCAUUAGAAAGCGAACCUGAAUACACAUCUGAGCACCUGCUUGAAACCACGUGUGAUUUUGAACCUGAACCCCAGUCAGAACUUCCAUUGGAAACUGAGUCUGAAUUUACACAUGAGUCUAAGUCUGAAUUCUUGCUUGAAACCAAAUCUGAAUUUUCCCUUGCCUCUGAACACAAGUCUGAACCCUUGUUAGAAACAGAGUCUGAAAUUGCCCCUGAACCCAAGUCUGACCUCCUGUUUGAAACAUCCCCUGAAAUUCCCUCUGAACCCAAGUCCCCACUCCUGUUUGAAACUAAGCCUGACCCUCUGCCUGAAACAGUCCCAGAACCCAAAGUUGAAUUUAUGAUUCCUGAUGCAGUUGAGGACAUUGCAGCAGGCACUGAGGAUAUUCAGUCUGAUACAGAAGAAGAAACAGACGAAGAGGUAGUGCAACAGCUGGCAGCUCAGCCGAAUCUAGUCAGUGCUCCAUCUACUCUUGGCACGACAGUUAUGUCACCACCAUCCUCUCCCACUGGAGAGUCUCCAGUUCUGGAACCUGAGAUCUCUGCUCCACUACAAGAUAUGUAUACUGCCAGUAAUCUCUGGGCACAGAAUCAGCAGAUGUUCUCAAGUGAUAUUACCACAGAGAAUCUGGAGCAAGAAGAUAUCAGGGUUCAAGAGAAUCUCCUGACCACCACGAAGUCUUCAGCAGAGGAGGCAGGGGAUGUAGAGAAACCUUUCAGUCUUGGAGUGGAGUCUGACCUGUUGAGUAGCUCCUGCUUGGAGCAUUUUAGCAAUGUGUCACCUACCUCUCUUAAUAUGGAGAUGGAGGAGGCAGUGGAAAAGGCAGAGGAAGAAAUCAAUGAGGAUGACCAUGAUGAGGAGGAGGAGGAGGAAGAAGAAGAGGAGCAAGAGGCGAGAGAGAUUGUUCAAGCAGUGCCUGAAACACAGAAAAUUGAUGAUUUUACGUUUGGAUUAUCAGAUGUUAACAGCUCUAGUAGCGGUGUAACGCAGCCUGAUGACUUUGACAGGAUCACCCAGCAGGAGCAAGCAGAAACAACUGCAAACUUCCAAAUGGAGAGUCAUCACAGUGAUGAAGAUGGAGAGGAUUUCUCUCUGAAAAAAGUGGAAAUGGAACAGCCAUUUAUGGGCCCACCUGGGGUCAAGUCUUUUUCAGAUGAAGAGGAAGAAGAGGAAGAGGAGGAGGAGGAAGAUGAGCAGGAAAAAGAGGACAUGGAUACUGGUCCAGAACAUGUUGACAAAGACCACAUGGACUUUGGUCAGGUGCAAGCUGGUGAUCAUCAUAUGGAUGUUCACCUCAAAUCUGAAGAAGAGGAGGACCAUGAAGAUGAAGAUGUUGAGAUGAUUAGUGAAGUCCAGAUGGAGAGUGGAAGCAAGAUUGCUGAAAAUAUUGAUGAGGAUGACUAUGAUGAAGGAUACCUAGACAAUUUGAACCGCACUGCUCCAGCUCCCUCAAUACCUAUGAAUGCUGCCUGGGGCCCAUUUAACCCCUUUGGAGACACAUGGGCUCAGCCAACCUCCAUUAAUGUAACAUCAAGUCCCUUAGAUGUUAAGGUAGCUGAUCAUGAGACACCCACAAAGUCCCCUGCUGAAGCCUGGCUGGAGAAGCCUCUAUGCCAUUUGACUGAACCACACCUUGAGGUCCGUGAAGAGACAGAGAGCUCAGUCCCAGUGGAUGGUGCUAACCUGUGUGCACCUGCUAUUGGUAUGUCCCAGUCAAGUACCCUGAGUGGAACAGCCCUGGCAGCCCACAGCAGCAGUGAGACAAGCACACCGGAAGAGCUGCGGGACUAUGACAGCAGCUCAGGGGUGGAGUCACGCUCUGAAAAGCAACAGACGCCUGUCCCAACAGCCCAGCCUGACCAGGAACAAGACCUCGGGAUUCACCUGGAGCGUGGCGAUGGGGAAGAAGAGGAGGCAGAGACACUCCCAGCAGAUGAGGUCCUGGGCGAUGCUCCAACAGCACCAGCAUCCGUUCCAUCAUCCCCUACUACGUCUGGGGAUGAGGCAAGUGAUACUGAAGGGGAAAUGCAAAUCAAUGACCCUGAUGUUCCCGGUGAUGACACUGCAGCCUUAGACAGUCCUACUGCUUCCCGAAACCUCCCUGCCUUGGACGAAGAUGAGGAGGCCACCGACAUUCAUGUUGGAGAGGAAGAUGGUGGGACCCCUCAGUCAGCCAACUCUGUAGCUUCAUACGGCUUUGACUGCUCGGUUUCCAACUCCAAUGCUCAUUCUACUGCUGAGAGCUGUGGCAAGAGCCCUGGGAUUUUUUCCCUGGAGAACGAAGAUCAACUUCCAGAAGAAGCUAAGGAUCCCUCACUCAUUAAGGAGCUGACCUUGCCUGCUGCAGCCGCUAAAGCCGAGGAUCUACUGGGUUGUCCUGUCGACCUGCUUCCCCUUGGCCAGCAAGGGGAGUCACACGCCGAUCCUGAUGACCAAUACCUGCUAUGCGGGAAGACGGGAGCCAGUGCUCUCGAGGAGUCUGACCCAGAGUCUCCCAUGCACCUGUCUCCCCAGCAUGGGGACAACACGGAUGGCCAGCCACCUUACUACUCUACUAUAUGUGAUAACACUGAUAGCUUUCUGGCAGGUAAUGUAUAAAGUCCCCAAACGGAAUGCACCUUUUCCCGCACCCUUCCCAAAACAGCACCCUCUUCCUUUUUGUCGUUUGUUUUCUUACCUGUCCAGGCAAUGGCGUAAUGAAACGGGGGAAAAAAUUGAACAUGGGGGAUGGACUGUAGGUUUAUCAGUGCUGCUUUCUCUUUCUUACUACUAUAAUAGUCAUGGUUAUGAUUGUAUGGCUUAAUUCUUGUAUGUACAAUAGCUAUUCUCAUUUUCUAUUAGAAUGUACUAUUAAAUAACACUGCGUACUACAGCACCCCGGAACUUGGAUCGAUAGACUGAACUGUUGUUAAGUCCUUUAAUGAAUACGGAAAGCAAAAACGAAAGCAAAAAAAAAAAAAAAACUAAAGAAAAGAAAAGAAAAAGGAUCACAUUCAAUGGACUCUAUCUAUGUUUGUAUUUAUCCUACUGUUUUUACCGAACAAAUGUCAAAUGUUUUUUUUUUUUUUUAUACUUGUUUUAUUGUUUAUUUUUGCUCCCGGUCUUCUCUUGCACUGUAGCUGUACCUUUACACCUCUUUUAUUUUUUUAUUGUUCCUGUGUCAAGAACUAACUGUUUUAGCACUAACUAAGGCUAGAUCUUUUUCCAGAGGCUUCGCACUUUGGAGUUUUUUUCAGUGUAGGGAAUUGUUGGAAUGUUAGAUGGCAAGCAAUGUUUUGUUUUUAAACUUUUUUCUAGCAUAAAAAAAAAAAAAUUCCAGCACACUUUUGUGAAGGAUAACUUAUGAUAAGUCACAUACCACAGCUUUUUUAAGUACUCAGCAGUGAUCUGGUUUUGUUGAUUUGCAGUAGUUGGACAUUUUUGCUUUGGCGCAAAUAUUCAAUGUGGUGGAGAAAAAUGUUACUCGCUUUAAAAAAAAAAUUUACACUUGAAUGUGGGUGGCGAGUAUUGGACAUUUGGAUUGGAAAUUGCAUGUACAACUAAUUGCUUUACUGUAAUACUGUUCAAGACCUAGUAUGUCCAGAUGAUCAAGAAUAAUAAUAACACUGGUUCAAACUAAUUAAAUGGUUUUUCAAAAUUCCAUUAAACAUCAUUUCAAGGCCA